GGAAGUGGCGAAACUGGCUUCCCUAGAGCCUGCGGAAGGCUGUGGUGACGGCCCUGGCGGUGACGGCGGCGGCCCGGGUGGCGGCGUGGACGGCCGCGGGGCGGGCUGGGGCAUUACCGCGGGCCUCGAUCCCGAAAUGGCGCUGCUGGCCGAGCACCUGCUGAAGCCGCUGCCCGCGGACAAGCAGAUCGAGACCGGGCCCUUCCUCGAGGCGGUGUCCCACCUGCCGCCCUUCUUCGAUUGCCUUGGGUCCCCAGUGUUUACUCCCAUCAAGGCAGAUAUAAGUGGCAACAUCACGAAAAUCAAAGCUGUGUACGACACUAACCCAACCAAGUUCCGGACCCUGCAGAACAUCCUAGAAGUGGAGAAAGAAAUGUAUGGAGCAGAGUGGCCCAAAGUGGGAGCCACACUGGCACUGAUGUGGCUGAAAAGAGGCCUCCGCUUCAUCCAGGUCUUCCUCCAGAGCAUCUGUGACGGGGAGCGGGACGAGAACCACCCCAACCUCAUCCGCGUCAACGCCACUAAGGCCUACGAGAUGGCCCUCAAGAAGUACCACGGCUGGAUUGUGCAGAAGAUCUUCCAGGCAGCACUGUACGCAGCCCCCUAUAAGUCCGACUUCCUGAAAGCCCUCUCCAAGGGGCAGAACGUGACCGAGGAGGAGUGUCUGGAGAAGAUCCGCCUUUUCCUGGUUAACUACACGGCCACCAUUGACGUCAUCUAUGAGAUGUACACCAAGAUGAAUGCUGAGCUCAACUACAAGGUGUAGGCACGCCCAACUGCGGGCUCGCCCCGACAUAUGGCUACUUGCAGAAAGGCAAACCCGAUCACUGUGAAUCAAGCCGCUGGGCUGCCUUGGCCUGCAUCUCCCAGAGCUACCAGGGUCCUGCUGGGGUCUACAGGGGAUGGCCCCAUUUUUUUUUUAAAGUCAUCUUUUUCUGGUCUAUUCUAGUGGAGCAAUAAAUAACGAUCUUCCAAAUCUCUUCUGAAUUUCACAAACAGCAUAGACUGACUUUAUACCUUCAUUUCAGUGUGGUAAAAAUCGAUUAACGUUUCUAAUAAAUCAAGUCCUAGGGUUUUUUGGUUUUUUUCCAACAAAGAACAUGGCUCUGGGGAAAUGGCAUCGUCCGCCUCACUUUAAAAAUAAGCACAUGUCCUCCUGAGGAUCUUACUGAAAUGAUUUUUGGGGUAUUUCAACGACUAUGAAGAAUUUGAUUUGAAAUUAUGCAGGGCCCCUAUUGUGGGGUUUUUAAAAAGGCAAACUGGUGUGUGUGCUCCUGUGGUUUGCACAGCCCAACCACCAUCAUUAUAAACCCUGUUCUCUCUGUGUUUUGCCAGACAGUUUUUUUUUUUUUUUUAGUUGAAACCAACCAGCAAGCCUUUGAUGACCAAGAGGCGUUUCUUACAAAGCAGUGGCAUACAAACAAUUGUCCAUAGAUGACUGUAUUUGCAUUCUUCUGCAUAAUUCUUUUCUUCAGGGACAGCUUUUCCAACCUAAGAAACUGCCUACUAUGUGCAUUCUCUUGAGGAGGAGUGAUGAAACCUCCAUCUGCUCAGACCCAAGGAAAUGCCUCACUGCCUUAACUGUCCUUGGCAUUAAAAAGAGCUGUAUUUUUUAAAGUGUGGGGGCAAAAAGAGCAACCCCCCAAAGAAUUGAUGUGUAUUGAAAAAAAAAACCCAAUGAGGAAUAACUGGUGAUUUUUAUGCAAAAGCUAAAUAAUCCUUAAUAAAUAAAUCUCUAUUUUGGAAUCACA
Messenger RNA from Otolemur garnettii (small-eared galago), 1751 nucleotides. It is a transcript of the gene GLTP, whose product is annotated as glycolipid transfer protein. The transcript is spliced from 5 exons. Lineage: Eukaryota; Metazoa; Chordata; Mammalia; Primates; Galagidae. Gene Ontology annotation, molecular function: ceramide 1-phosphate binding; ceramide 1-phosphate transfer activity. The coding region runs from base 137 to 766 and encodes 209 amino acids. Gene Ontology annotation, biological process: intermembrane lipid transfer; ceramide transport. Gene Ontology annotation, cellular component: cytoplasm; cytosol; membrane. The record is from RefSeq and is a predicted model, not a curated record.